UUCGUAGGGGGUCUUUGCCUGCAAAAACGCUCAAUCUGUAAAUGUAGUUCGUUAAUGUAGAUUGUAGGUUAUCCUUUUUUAUUAUUAGUUCCUAUCUUCUCCAAGUUCAGUUAUCUGCUCAAUCAUUCGUUAUCAUUAUUGUACAUUGCAUCCACAUCGGUGCCUUCAAAAUGAGCAAGAAGUGUGCUCGGUGUGAUAAAACAGUGUAUCCAAUCGAAGAAUUAAAAUGUCUGGAUAAGAUUUGGCACAAAAUAUGUUUCAAGUGUCAAGUAUGCAGUAUGACUUUGAACAUGAGAAAUUACAAAGGGUACAACAAAGAUCCUUAUUGUGAAGCUCAUAUACCGAAGGCUAAAGCUACUACUGUUGCUGAAACUCCUGAACUCAAACGGAUAGCUGAGAACACAAAAAUACAAUCAAAUGUGAAGUACCAUGCAGAAUUUGAAAAGGCCAAAGGGAAACUCACACAAGUAGCAGAUGACCCUGAAACGCUGAGAAUGAAACAAAACUCUAAGAUUAUCAGUAAUGUGGCUUAUCACGGAGAUUUACAAAAGAAAGCAGAAAUGGAACAGAGGCGGAACAUGACAGGGCAAAAUGGAGAAUCUUCUGGUUGGAAAAUUGCUCUGGAGGACUCGUUACGGACAAAGGAGCCAAAAUCAGAACUCGAUUGAUUGAUUUAGUUCAUGAAUAUGCAAGUACUGCCUCAGCUCAACUGCUGCGAUCGCGAAUGCAUGCUGAGAUGAACCUUGAGACAAAUGAAAGCAUGUGCGAACCAUGGCCCCUACAGAAAUGCGCUUACUCCCUUCUCUCAUAUCACGACAGCAGCCAAAGCGUCAAGGACAAGCGGCUUGUUCACAAGAGUCCUGCCCAUCGUCCGAGUCUUUAGAAUGCUCUUUUUCCUGACAGGAAUCCCAAGAGUUGUGAUGGCUCAGCUGACUAAACCUCUACUCCCAUGUUCAGAGCUAUCUCUACUCUUUGAUCAGGGGUUCGAAUCUCAUCCUAGUAGGU
Bemisia tabaci is the source of this 1005-nucleotide messenger RNA. Lineage: Eukaryota; Metazoa; Arthropoda; Insecta; Hemiptera; Aleyrodidae. The record is from RefSeq and is a predicted model, not a curated record.